UUAUAAAUUUUUUGGCACUUUUUUACAAAAUUUUUAUUUUUUAUUGGGUUUUCAAAGAGGUCAUUAUGAACCAAUAUAUUGGCAAAGCCGUCAGCAGAUGUCUAGGCUUUUUAAAAUAUCCAAAAACUUCAUUACUUAGAAUCUUAAGAAAUUAUUCUAAAGAUUUUAAAGACAAGGGUACGUCUAUAGAACAAGAGUACAUUAGAAGAAAAGAAGCGGAACAGUUACAAAAGCUUAAAGCAAAGUGGUCUGAGGAACAGAAGAGAAUCAGAAAACGUAUCGAGGAAUUGAAAAAAAAUAUGGCUAAAAACCCACAAAAGAAACAUUAAAAAACCAUCAAAAUAAUGCAAAUUUUAAGAAAAAAAAAAAAAUCCAGCUGUAGGCCAGUGUGAUCACUCUAUUUGUUUCUUAUUUUGAUGCAUAACUUUAGCAAUAUUAAUUCAUUUCACGAGACUUGUCAUAAAAUGACAAUUUAUACAAAUUUUGCCAACUGUUAUAAUAAUGCUCAGAUAAAAAAAGAACUACUAAAGAUUAGACACGCGCGCGACUCAUUUUUUUUAGAUAGACAUAUGUAUAUAUAUAGGCUAUUCAACCCAAAAGUUUAGUUGGGCUCUGGCAGCAAUCAUGCUUAAGAACAUUUCUAUUGUACUAGUGCUCAGCGCAUUGGUUACUGCCGCCUGGGCAGCUGCCUUUGAGCUGCCUGAGAUACACAAGCAGGAGCAUCUAGUGGGUGGAGUGCAGCGUAUUUUCACACGUGGCAGCGAAAACAUCAUGGAUCCCAACGCACUUGCUAAGAAUAAAACUUCGCCGCUUCAGGAACAGGAUGCGCAGUUUUGGUAUGAUCUGGCUCAUGAGGAGAUAGCAAAACGCUUGAAGCAGCCGCAGCCGGAUCAGCGCAAGGCCAAGAAUGUCAUCAUGUUUCUAGGCGAUGGCAUGUCGCUGUCCACUGUAACUGCCGCUCGCAUUCUGCAGGGACAGCUAAAGGGCAACACUGGUGAGGAAGACGCCUUGACAUUUGAGAAAUUUCCCUACGCAGGACUCAGCAAGACCUACUGCACCAAUGCUCAAGUGCCGGACUCUGCCUGCACGGCCACGGCGUAUUUGUGUGGCGUGAAGACGAGCAUUGUGGCUCUUGGCAUCACUGCAGCUGUAAAUUUCAACAACUGCAGUGGUAGUGAGGAUCCUGCGCAUCAAGUUAGCUCCAUUGCUGCAUGGGCACAAGCUGCGGGCAAAGCCAGUGGCAUUGUAACCACCACCGCUCUUACACAUGCAAGUCCAUCGGGAGCUUAUGCACAUACAACUAAUAGAUUUUUUGAAAGCGAUACAGACAUUUUAACUUACGGCGAGGGCAAAAGUCAUCCGGACAGCUGCACGGAUAUUGCCACACAGCUGAUUACUCAAGCGCCUGGCAAGAACUUUGAUGUCAUGUUGGGCGGCGGCAUGAGCAAGUUUUUACCCAAAAGUAUACAGGAUCCUUUUGGCAAUGCAGGCAUACGCUCAGAUGGCAUUAAUUUGCUAGCCAAGUGGCAAGCGUUGCAUCCGGAUGGCGCUCUGGCCUACAAUCGUGAUCAGCUGUUGGGCGUGGAUACCAGUCGACUGGGCAAACUUAUUGGUCUCUUUAACUCUGGCAUUAUGGACUUUCAUAAACAAGCUGACGCUGUACUGAAGCCUACGCUUGCUGAGAUGACGCAAAAAGCCAUCGAGAUGGUUAGCAAGAAUGAUGAGGGCUACUUUCUGUUCGUCGAGGGUGGUCUUAUCGAUUAUGGCAAUCAUUUUAAUCAGCCACAAUUCGCUUUGGAUGAAGUGCACGAAAUGUCAAAGGCAGUGCAAACUGCGCUUGAUAUGACCAAUCCGGAAGAGACACUCAUUGUAGUAACUGCAGAUCAUGCUCAUCCCUUGUCCAUUUCUGGCUAUCCAGGCCGUGGCAGCGACAUAUUGGGUCUGAAUCCAAAUGGUGAUGAUUUGAAUGGAGUAAAGUAUGCUACGCUGAACUAUGCUGUGGGCAUGGAGCAAUAUUUGGAUGAGCAUGGACAACGCAUUGAUUUAACAGAGCAUAUAAAGAAUCCAGAUUUUACUUAUCCCAGCUAUAUAAAGUGCGAGCAAGGUGUGCACGCUGGUGAUGAUGUGGGCAUCUUUGCCACUGGACCACAGUCUCAUCUGUUCACUGGAGUUAUGCAGCAGAGCACGAUUCCGCAUUUGAUGGCCUAUGCCGCUUGCAUUGGCAAUGGACCAAAGCUUUGUGACAAGCUUUAAAAGAGGAGCAGCGUGCUCUUUAUUAUUAUUUGGUUACCGGUAUAUAAAUAACUAUACUACUAUACUAUAUAUACUACUACUAUAUUUGAGCUGUUUAAUUUCUUAAUCA
This is a messenger RNA of Drosophila busckii, 2362 nucleotides long. Its product is annotated as membrane-bound alkaline phosphatase-like. Gene Ontology annotation, biological process: dephosphorylation. Lineage: Eukaryota; Metazoa; Arthropoda; Insecta; Diptera; Drosophilidae. Bases 625 to 2253 code for a protein of 542 amino acids. The transcript is spliced from 6 exons. The record is from RefSeq and is a predicted model, not a curated record. Gene Ontology annotation, molecular function: alkaline phosphatase activity.